This is a messenger RNA of Bipolaris zeicola 26-R-13, 1116 nucleotides long. RefSeq lists its product as uncharacterized. NCBI's taxonomy places the organism in Eukaryota, Fungi, Ascomycota, Dothideomycetes, Pleosporales, Pleosporaceae. The transcript has 2 exons. The coding region runs from base 1 to 1116 and encodes 371 amino acids. The record is from RefSeq and is a predicted model, not a curated record.
AUGUACGUAUCGAGGGCGAGACAGACAACAAUUAUUGGGCCAACAACGGACGCGGCACGGCGGCAUAAUAUACUCUGGCUCAGCAACGAGCAACGCGCCUCUCUGCUUGCCGUGCCUCUGCCUGUCGCGCGUCGCAUCAGGACGAGGCAGUCUGCAAGCCGCAAGCCCACCGUCCAACCCUGGCGAUGCGGACACCAUCCGGUUUGCAAGUGGCCUCGUCUGGUCACUUGCAAGCCGUCGUGUCUCAGCUACCCGGUCCUGCCAGCCCUGGUAGACGAUGCGCGAUGUGACUCACUAGCAGGCCCGCAAAGGACGUCAUCUACCUGUUGCCCGACUUUCCAAGGCAGCCCUGCGCCCGAGGGUGUGUGUAUGGGUGUGGGUGUGGGUGUGUGUGCAAACGGCCAUGUGUGUGUGUGUGGGCGGGCGGGCGUGCGUGCGUGGUGUGGGUAUGGGUGUGGGUGGGCAUGUGUAAGGACCACGCUAACCCAACUCGGCCGCGUGGUUCACCCAGCAUUGCGAGUCGCAGCGGGAGGCGAUCGCGCGCUAGUCGCUGCAAUGGCCCAGCAAGUCCAAGAGUGUGCAAAGCAUGGCAGGCUGGCCCUCGCACAAACUCGCACCAGCUCGCAACAACAGGCGGCGCUACUCCCUUCCUGGCCGGCGAGCAGACUACAUUCCCAUCUCCCAUCACCGAUCUGCUCUGCUCUAGUAGCUGUAACCACCGCCUGCCCUUUCCCAGCCAAUCACCCCGGCCACAGCCACACCUCCGCCCCCCCCGGCCACACUCGACGCCCUCACCCUCGCCCUCGUCCUCGCCCUCGCCGCCUCGUCACAAGCCUCGUCCACCCUUCACCGUGUCUGAGACGCCUGUCUGACUCCUGCCAUUGGGUCUCCGUCGCCUACUCCCAGGUCGACUCCUACUAUACUCUACUAUACUUUACACCGCACGGACAUCAUCUGCACGAAAUCCUCCGGUCCGUGGGCAGUUGUUCCUACUCGAGCAUCCUCCCACGACUGCACGCAUACUUGCAACCCCGACUCCCAUCGCCCGCCGCGCCAAGCACCUCCUACCCACCUCUGCCAAAAGUCCCGCCCUCUACGGCUACGGCACUUGCCUAG